AUGAUCUACAAUGUGUUUGAGCAGAAGGAACAACUGAGGAGCUGUGAGAGCUGGACCGACAAAAGGACUAAAGAAAAGACAUCAUAUGCCCUGGAUAAAGCUGAGAAAUAUUAUGAGACCAUAGAGUCUGGUAUUAAUACAUCUGUACAGACUGUGAGAGACACUUCUGCGUUUCUGAUUAAUCCUCUGUCCGAGUUCUACCCAAGUGUUAGUGCUGUAGGGUUUUCUGCAAUCCUCAGACUUUACCCUCCCAAAGGUAGGUGUGAAACUGAUUUACUCUUCCCCAUUGGAUUGAUGACUCUGAGCUCCUCCAUGUUCUACCCACAGCACGCUGCCUCUCUGGCCAAGGAGGCCAAAGACCAGAUAUCCAGUUUGGGUUCACAGCUACAUGUGUGUUUGGAGGACAUGUGGAAGGGAAAAUCACGUGGGAAGAAGAAAUGA
Molecule: messenger RNA, 441 nt
Organism: Neoarius graeffei (lesser salmon catfish)
Lineage: Eukaryota; Metazoa; Chordata; Actinopteri; Siluriformes; Ariidae
Product: MICOS complex subunit MIC26-like
Exons: 7
Coding region: 1-441 (146 amino acids)
Biological process (GO): cristae formation
Cellular component (GO): MICOS complex
Source: RefSeq, a predicted model, not a curated record